Molecule: messenger RNA, 9003 nt
Organism: Drosophila persimilis
Lineage: Eukaryota; Metazoa; Arthropoda; Insecta; Diptera; Drosophilidae
Gene: scrib
Product: protein lap4
Exons: 28
Coding region: 500-8461 (2653 amino acids)
Biological process (GO): neurotransmitter receptor transport, endosome to postsynaptic membrane; neurotransmitter receptor transport postsynaptic membrane to endosome
Cellular component (GO): adherens junction; postsynaptic membrane; postsynaptic density
Molecular function (GO): protein binding
Source: RefSeq, a predicted model, not a curated record
UUUGAUAAUCUUUUGGCUGAAGUUCCCAUGUGAAACCGUGAAACGUUUGCCGCCUGCGGGAAAAAACGAGACUUGUACGCGCGUCGUUUUCGUUGUUUUUUGGUUUUCCGUUUUUCCCUGUACAGUAAAUUUAUUUGACUUUAUUCGCAAAGUGGCCGAAAAGUCAAAACGUGUUAAAGCGUGCGAAAGAAUCAAAUUCUGGCCAAAAUGUGGUCAAAAAGUGUGCGAUAAUCGAUGUAAAUAAAAUAAAACGUGAAGCAAAAAAAAAAAAGUUAAAAAAGUGCCAAACCAACAAAUGUGGCAACAAUUUGGCCAUUUCUGCGUGUAUGCUGUUGUUUGAGCCUGGGCCCAAAACAAUCGACAACAACAACAGCAACAACCACAGUGGGAAAUAACUUAGGCGAAUAAAAAAAAAGAAGAAAAUACGAAAAUAAUAUCUAAAAGAUUCACUUAACGACCAAUAAAGUAAACCCGACCCGACGCGACGCGACGCGAAGCGAUGUUCAAGUGCAUUCCAAUCUUCAAGGGCUGCAACCGGCAGGUGGAGUUCGUGGACAAGCGCCACUGCUCCCUGCCCCAAGUGCCCGAGGAGAUACUACGCUACUCGCGUACCCUCGAGGAGCUCUUCCUGGACGCCAAUCACAUCAGGGACUUGCCCAAGAAUUUCUUCAGAUUGAAUCGCCUGAGAAAGCUGGGGCUGAGUGACAAUGAAAUUGGACGCCUGCCGCCGGAUAUACAAAAUUUUGAAAAUCUUGUCGAGCUCGAUGUUUCACGCAAUGACAUACCCGACAUUCCCGAUGACAUCAAGCAUCUGCAGAGCCUCCAGGUGGCGGAUUUCAGCUCGAACCCGAUACCCAAACUGCCAUCGGGCUUCACACAGCUGAAGAACCUGACGAUACUGGGCCUGAACGACAUGUCGCUGACGACAUUGCCGGCGGACUUUGGCAGCCUCACACAGCUCGAGUCGCUGGAGCUGCGCGAGAAUCUGCUCAAGCAUCUGCCGGAGACAAUAAGCCAACUGACGAAGCUCAAACGCCUCGAUCUGGGCGACAACGAAAUCGAGGAUCUGCCCCCAUAUCUGGGCUACCUGCCGGGUCUCCAUGAACUCUGGCUGGACCACAACCAGCUGCAGCGACUGCCCCCAGAGCUGGGGCUGCUGACGAAACUCACGUACCUCGAUGUGUCCGAGAAUCGGCUGGAGGAGCUGCCCAACGAGAUCAGCGGUCUGGUGAGCCUCACGGACCUCGAUCUGGCACAGAAUCUGCUCGAGACACUGCCCGACGGCAUAGCGAAACUGAGUCGUCUGACCAUCCUCAAGCUGGACCAAAAUCGAUUGCAGCGAUUGAACGAUACCCUGGGGAACUGCGACAAUAUGCAGGAACUAAUCCUGACCGAGAACUUCCUCUCGGAGCUGCCGGCCUCCAUCGGACGGAUGACGAAGCUGAGCAAUCUGAAUGUGGAUCGGAAUGCCCUGGAGUAUCUGCCGCUGGAGAUCGGCCAGUGCGCCAAUUUGGGUGUCCUCAGUUUGCGCGACAACAAGCUGAAGAGGCUGCCCCCAGAGCUGGGCAACUGCACGGUGCUGCAUGUGCUGGAUGUGAGCGGGAAUCAGCUGCUGUAUCUGCCCUACUCGCUGGUCAAUCUGCAGCUGAAGGCUGUGUGGCUCUCGGAGAACCAGUCGCAGCCGCUGCUCACCUUCCAGCCGGACACGGACGCGGAGACGGGCGAGCAGGUGCUCUCCUGCUACCUGUUGCCCCAGCAGGAGUACCAGCCGAUUACCCCAGACUAUCCAGCCACGACGCUUUAUAGAUCAAGCGAAAAGUUCGAUUCAAUGGAAUUCUUCAGUUAUCAACAGAAAGCACGCGAUCUGGAAUCGGAUUCGGAACCGUUCGAGGAGCGAGAGCCAUCCCGCACGGUGGUCAAGUUCUCGGAAGAGGCCACCCAGGAGAGGGACACGCCCUUCGUGCGCCAGAACACGCCGCAUCCCAAGGAUCUCAAGGCCAAGGCGCAAAAGCUGAAGGUGGAGCGCAGUCGCCACGAGGAGCAUGCCAAUCUGGUGACGCUGCCAGAGGAGAAUGGCACCAAAGUAGCGGAGACACCAACCGAGACGCGCACCCUGGCAAAUAAUCACCAACAGGCGCCACCGCAGCCAGUGCAGCCACCGGUCGUUGGUGUAAAUUCCAAGCAGACCUCCUCCAACAACAGCAUUCCAACAGGUGCCCCUGCAGCACCUGCCGCAGACAACAACAGCAGCAAAGGCAGCAGCCACAACAACACAAAGGCGGCAGCCCCAGCAGCUGUUGUUGAGAUUGUGGCGGCAGCUGCAACGGUGGCCGCAGCCUCCGAAGAUGUGCCGGACGACGAAGAGCAGGAAGAUGAAUUCGAAUCCGAUCGCCGUGUGGGCUUUCAGGUGGAGGGCGAGGACGAUGACUUUUACAAACGUCCACCGAAACUCCACAGAAGGGACACUCCCCAUCAUUUGAAGAACAAACGCGUUCAGCAUUUAACCGACAAGCAGGCCAACGAAAUACUGGCCAAUGCCUUGGCCACCCAGGAACGCAACGAAACCCCCACACCGCCGCACUCAUCGCUGGGCAAAGUGACGUCGCCCAUUGAGGAGGAGGAGAACGCCGAUAUCGAUGUCGAUUCCGAGGGGCAAGAGUCACAGUCCCAGACCCAGCAUCCAUUCGACGUCUCCCUAUCGCCCAUACCCAUACCCAUACCCACUAACAAGACAAAGGAGGGAGGGACACAAGAUAACUUGGAUGGCGUCACGGAGCUGCGUUUGGAGCAGUACGAGAUCCACAUUGAGCGCACGGCGGCGGGACUCGGCUUGAGCAUUGCCGGUGGCAAGGGAUCCACACCGUUCAAGGGCGACGACGACGGCAUCUUCAUAUCGCGCGUCACCGAGGCGGGACCCGCCGACCUGGCCGGCCUCAAAGUCGGCGACAAAGUGCUCAAGGUCAAUGGGAUUGUCGUGGUCGAGGCGGACCACUAUCAGGCGGUGCAGGUGCUCAAGGCCUGCGGCGCUGUCCUCGUGCUGGUGGUGCAGCGUGAGGUGACGCGUCUGAUUGGACAUCCGGUGUUCAGCGAGGACGGCAGUGUGUCACAGAUCUCCGUGGAGACGCGUCCUCUGGUGGCCACAGAGGUGCCACAGUCGCAGCAAGAGAGAUACAUUCCAGCGCCCAUCGAGAUAAUGCCCCACCAGCAGCAACAGCAGCAGCAGCAGCAGUUCCAGCAGCCACAACAGAUGCUGCAGCAGCCUGUAGUCCAGCAAAUGGUGGCUCCGGCGCAUGGCUAUUCCGCUAAUGUGUUUGCCACACCCCCAGCUGUACAGAGCAUCGUGGAGCCGGCCCCCAAUGGCCUGCUACCGAAUGGCAGGGAAGCUGCUCCGUUGAGCUACAUCCAGCUGCACACGACGCUGAUACGCGAUCAAAUUGGCCAGGGACUGGGCUUCAGCAUUGCCGGGGGCAAGGGCUCGCCACCGUUCAAGGACGAUUGCGAUGGCAUUUUCAUAUCACGCAUCACGGAGGGCGGACUGGCGCAUCGCGAUGGCAAAAUCAUGGUCGGCGACCGGGUGAUGGCGAUUAACGGCAACGAUAUGACGGAGGCGCAUCACGAUGCGGCCGUGGCCUGCCUCACCGAGCCGCAGCGCUUUGUGCGGCUCGUCCUGCAGCGCGAGUACCGCGGCCCCCUAGAGCCGCCCACAAGUCCGCGCAGUCCCGCCGUACUCAACUCGUUGAGUCCAUCCGGCUAUCUGGCCAAUCGUCCAGCCAACUUCCAGCGGUCUGCGGGCGAUGUCAGUUACGUCGAGCAGCCGUACAAGUACAACACAUUGGCCACCACCACACCCACCACACUUGCAUCCGCAGCUGUGGCACCUGUGGCACCUGUGGCAGCCAACAACAACAAUAACAACACGCUGCCAAGCAGCAAAACGAAUGGAUUUGGUGCUGCCGCCGGCACUGCGAUAGUGCUGGACAAGACGACGGGCCAGCCAGUGCCCGCCCCGAGGCGCACCAAUUCCGUGCCCAUGGGGGACGCAGAGAGUGUGGCGCCCAAUGGGGCGGCCUCCACCGCCAGCGGUGAUUCGGGCGAGGCUCAGGAGGUUGUACUGCCCAAGAAUCAGGGCUCGCUGGGCUUCAGCAUCAUCGGCGGCACGGAUCAUUCCUGUGUGCCGUUCGGCAAUCGUGAGCCCGGCAUCUUCAUUUCACACAUUGUGCCUGGUGGCAUUGCCUCAAAGUGCGGCAAGCUGAGGAUGGGCGAUCGUAUACUGAAGGUGAACGAUGCGGAUGUGUCCAAGGCAACGCAUCAGGAUGCGGUCCUGGAGCUACUGAAGCCCGGAGAUGACAUCAAACUGACCAUACAGCACGAUCCACUGCCACCUGGUUUCCAAGAAGUUCUCCUGAGCAAGGCCGAGAACGAGCGCCUGGGCAUGCACAUCAAGGGCGGCCUCAACGGACAGCGCGGUAAUCCCGGGGAUCCCUCCGACGAGGGUGUGUUCGUCUCCAAAAUCAACUCUGUGGGCGCCGCCAGACGCGACGGAAGGCUUAAGGUGGGCAUGCGGCUGCUGGAGGUUAACGGACACUCCCUGCUGGGUGCCUCGCAUCAGGAUGCGGUCAAUGUCUUGAGGAACGCCGGCAACGAGAUCCAGUUGGUUGUCUGCAAGGGCUACGACAAAUCCAAUUUAAUUCAUUCCAUCGGCCAGGCGGGCGGCAUGAGCACCGGAUUCAACUCCUCUGCAUCCUGCAGCGGUGGCAGUCGUCAAGGCUCUCGCGCCUCGGAAACGGGCUCGGAGCUCAGUCAAAGUCAGAGCGUAUCCAGUUUGGAUCACGAAGAGGAUGAGCGACUGCGACAGGACUUUGACGUGUUUGCCACACAGAAGGUGGUGGAGUCCGAGGCGGAGCCAACGAGUCAGACGGGUCUGGCAGCUGCUGCUGCCCUGGUGCAUGGCGCCCCAUCGCCCGUACCCACCACACCUACGCCGCCUGCGGCAGCCGCUGACUUGGCACCGCCAGCGGACACAACAGCCGCCCAGACCGUGGCGCUUAUUCACGCAGAACAGGCCCACCAGCAGCAGCAGCAGCAGCAGCCGCAGACGCAGUUGGCGCCGUUGGGUCAGGAGAAGAGCACCCAGGAGAAGGUGCUGGAAAUUGUACGCGCCGCAGACGCCUUCACCGCUGUGCCACCGAAAUCCCCGUCCGAGCACCAUGAACAGGAUAAAAUACAAAAGACGACGACGGUUGUCAUAUCGAAGCAUACGCUCGACACGAAUCCAACCACACCGACAACGCCGUCAGCGCCGUCAGCACUCCCGCCCAUUGGCUCUGCAGCGGAGUCAGUGACCGCAGUUGCCCCUGGAGCUGCCGCCGUGCCAGCUCCCACUACCACUACCACUCCCACGCCCACGCCCACUCCCACACCUGCUCCAGUGCCCGCUGUGGCUGUGCAGACGCAGACCCCCUCCGAGGACAAGGAUGAGGCGGAGCUGGUGCUACAGUCAACACCUGGCGGCCAGGAGGCGGCAGAGCCCACACCGACACCCACAAAAGUGCCUAAAUCGGUUUCCGAUAAAAAACGCUUCUUCGAAUCAGCCAUGGAGGAUCAGCACAAGCCCACACAAAAGACAGAGAAAGUUUUCUCAUUCCUGUCAAAGGACGAAGUGGAAAAGUUGCGACAGGAGGAGGAGAAGAAAAUUGCAACAUUGCGCCGUGAUAAGAAAUCCAGAUUAUUGGAUGCAGCCAAUGACAACAUUGACAAGGACGCUGCCAGUCAUACCGAUAAGCGCUAUGAUAACGCCGGCAACAGCAGCGGCAGCGGCAACGACGACGACGACGACGACGACGACAGCGACCAGGAGGCUAACGCACGAGAGGAUGCCGUCGACAAUGCCGCUUUGGGGCGCUUCGAUGAGGCGGAAGACAUGAGAACCGCACAAAGUCUGGCGCCGACACUGCCGCACGCCCCCAUCAAAGUCAGCAAAAUCCCCAAGCAGAAGCAGAAGGAGAAGGUAAAAGCGAAGGCGGCUCCCAUCAAGCCUGCCACGGCAACUGAUCCGCCCAAGCCCUCGCUGCUGCCGAAGCCAAAGGUCAAAGUUGUCAUUCCGCCAGCACUGCAGCAGCGCCUCAAGCAGCAGCAGGAGCAACAGCACCAGCAACAGCAGCAAUCCCAGCCAGAGGAGCCCACCAUACCCGAGGACCUUGAGGAGGAGCUGGCGGCGACAUCUCCCACCAGCAGUCGGAUACCCGUGCGCACCUUGAAGGCUGAACGCCGCGCCCUGGCAGCGGCCGCGCGGCAGGCGGGCCUCGGUGUCGACGAGUACAUAAGGCGGCUGGAGGAGGAGCGACUCCAGGGCGAGUCGCCGUCGUCGCCAACAUCGCCAGCGGCCCCGACAACGCCCACAGGCAAGAGCCGGGCCAUGAUUAACUCUGAGAAGCGUGCCUCCUGGAGGGCAGCCCGUCUCCGGUCCCUCGAGCAGGGCGCCGUCGAGGCCCAGGAUGUCAUCAAGAAUAUGCGCAAGGUGACCGAUGAUCUGAUCACGCACGAGUCGAGGGCCAGCGAGGCUCAGCCGAAAAUAGUAUUUCCAAAAAUUGCCAUAAAAUCAAGCGACGGUCCAGUAAUUGUACGCGAACGCGAGAAAAUACUCGACGAGAAAAUCGUGCGCCGCACUGAGGAGGUUGCCUGCCCCAUAACGGGGCGACCUCAACUGCGGACCGUCGAGUACAUUGAGAAAAUCAUCGAAACGGAGGUGGAGACCUGCAAGGAGCGCAUCAUUUCACUGGAGCUGCAGGUGCCCGAGUCGGAGGAUGGCACUUUGGACGAAACACAGCCGCCAUUCGAACUGGAGGAGGAGGAAGAUGAUUUCGAAGAUGCUGCAGAAGAUGACGACGAUGACGACGACGACGACGACGAGGAUGAAGAAGAAGAGGAGGAAGAGGAAGAUACCGCCUCUAUUGUUACCGUCCAGGGCAAUAAUGAGAAACUGUUUUUGCGACACGAUUCGGAUGCCUACGGACCGUCCUCCAUCGAGAGCGUCACAUCCGGCAAGAUGCGCAUCAAGCCCACGCCGCUGUCCCUCCACCAGACACUGGCCAAGGAGACGACCAUCGUGGAGGUACUAAAUCCCGUCAUCGGGGGCGAUGGCACUGCCCGCACCAUCCACGUGAGCGGGGUGCCGUUUGACGAUGACGAAUUCGAGCAGGGGGCCGUGUCCGUGCUGCGUAGCGAAACAUUUGUAUUGCCCCAGAGCGGCGGAGGCGUUGUGGGCGGCAGGUCGGAGCUGUCAUUAAAUGCAAAAAUGAAAACUGUGCUCGAGGAGCUGCUGGAGAACGAGCGCGUCAAAUUGAAUUUACAGAAGAGCCUCGAGGAGCACAGCGACAACGACAACGAUGAGGAGGAUGGGGAGGAUGCUUUUGGCGAUGCGAGGGACGACGACGAGAGGAGCGCCUACGGUGAUGCCAUGGACGAUGUUGUUGACUUUGGUGCUGCCCCGGUCACAACCCGUGGAACUAAUGACCAGGAUGAUGCCGCGAACGGCAAUCAGCAGCUGCUCGAGGAGCUGAUAAAGGACAGCAACCGCAACACAAUCAUUGCUAAAUUGGCAGGCCAAUUGUCCGACGAUGAUGACGAGGAGGAUGACGACGAGGAGGACGAAAGCAGCGACUCAUCAGACGAGGAUAGCGACGACUCUGACGAGGAGGACAAUGCCGAAGAGCAGCUGAAUGUUACCUAUGUGCAGGGCGCCCAGGUAAUCGAGAAUCUCAAUACGCUGGCCACCGGCGGCAAGCUCCAAAAGUCGCAAACCUACACCACCAUGAAGCAGGCCGAGGAGGAGCACCCCCAAGCCGCACCCGAGCCCGAAACUGAAGCUGAGGCUGAUCCCACUCCAGCGGAAUCCCAGUGCGGCGCCGACACUCUGGCUCAGCUGCAGGCCGAACAGCGUGCCCUGGCCGAGAUCUCAAAGCAGCUGCGCAAGUCUGUCGAGGAUUUGCUCAGCGCCGAUGGUGGCACUGUGGUGGAGACACAGCGCACCUACACCCUGCCCGCUGCCAGCGACAGUGCGGCGGUGGUAACCGUCACGGAGGUCGUGAGGAAAGAGAAGAAAAAGGUAUCCUCGGAGUCGGGCGAGGCUCUGUUCAACCGUCUGCUGAGUGCCGGCGAGGCGGAGCGCCAGAUCUUCGACCAGCAGCACGGUGAGACCAUCACGACAACCACCACGACCACAGAGGCUGUAACUAGCGCCGGACAGGGAGCGACAUCAGCCGCGGCGGCGGCAGCGGCAGCGGCAGCGUCAGCGUCAGCUGGGGAGCCAAGUACCAGUGUGGUGACCACCACGAGGACCGUGUCAAAUAUUGUUACCAGCGGCAUUCCACGACCGGAGAGCACUACCAAGCAGCAGAGCAAUCGCGGUGGCAAUGGCAGCAAUAACCGCAACAAGAACAAGCGCAAGGGAAAGAAGAAAUAGGAAAAAGAAUAAAAGAGAAGGAAGGAGGAGAUGAGAUUGCGUAUACGUCAUGUGCACAAGAAAUAAUACGAGUCGCUGCAGCGGUCUGACGUAUUCACGAUGACUUGAUCUGAUCCUUCUGUCAGCAUUCCGAUUGCCCGCAUUUUUUCGGGGCAUACUCCUCUUAGUUGUAUCCAUAAGCAAAACGAUUCGAGACGAAGCGAAAACAGACACAAAUCAAAUAUCGUAAUCGUACUAUUAAUCGUAAAUAAUAGUGAAUAGCAAUCUGUAAGUGCAUCGUCCAGUUGUAAUCCCUAGCAAGUAAACACACAAUGCAUAAGCACAACUACGAGUAUGAACUGUCGACAUCCUAAAGCGAUUUCAGUUUCAACUUUUAUAUGUAUGUAAAAUGUAAAUGUAAAAAUCUUUACAAGCAAUUUUAUGUAAUACCUACCUAUGAUAUUUAGUGUGUAAACUCAACUUUUUAUUGAAACGAAACUAAGAGAAAAGCGAAAAACGAAACACGAAUGAUAAUAAACCAAUUGUAUGCAUUUUUAUUUAAA